This is a messenger RNA of Salvia hispanica, 1909 nucleotides long. RefSeq lists its product as uncharacterized. Gene Ontology annotation, cellular component: Golgi apparatus. Lineage: Eukaryota; Viridiplantae; Streptophyta; Magnoliopsida; Lamiales; Lamiaceae. The record is from RefSeq and is a predicted model, not a curated record.
CGGCUGAGUCUAGCUUAACCGUUGUGCUUUCCACGUUCAGAUUUUGACUCGCGCCAGUCUCUCUUUCUCUCUCUCAGAAACACACACACAUAGCUGAUCCGCAAUCUCCUCCCUAUAGAUACAGAUUCUGCAUCAAGAGCUCUGCUUCAUCUUCAAUGGUGGAGCUCAUUUUUUUCUGCAUACUUGUUGGUCGAUAUGUCUCAAUCGAAUUUCAAAACCUAAAUCGAGAAAUUGGUAACAAAAGGGGAAAAUGCUGCGGCGUUCUUCGUUUAGGGGCGGGAAUUCGCGCCCUGAAAAUCACGGCCAAAAUUUCCUAGCUAUGACAGCAAGCCUCUGUUUCAGCGUCUUCGUUACCGGCGUCGUGAUUUUCACUACAAUCGCCGCGACCUACAAUUCCGAGGAGCCGUUUCUCCGGCCUGUCUCAGAGAUCUCGGAUUUCCUCUCAUCUGAAUCAAAUUCGGCUGAUCGGACGGCGUUGAUCGACACCAGAGACGUGGAAUCCGUGGUGGAAGAGGCAGGGUUCACGGAAUUCUCUGAUAGCGGCAGCUGCCGCGUUGAUGAGCCGAUCAAUUGCCGCGAUCUCGAGGUUUUUCAUCUGUUGAUGACAGCAGCGAUUGACAAGUUCAAGGACGUGCAUUUCAACCGGUUUGGGAAGCCGGUGGAAGGGGAGAAUGGGAGCUCCUGCCACAUGGCGUGGAGGUUUAGGCCGAAAGAGGGAAAAGCGAUUGGGUUUAAUAAGGAUUAUCGUAGUUUUAGGGUUUUGAGGUUUGAUAACUGCACACUGAGCGUGGUUGGAAUUGGGGGUUAUCAUUCCGGUGGCAAUGCGAGGAAGAGGAAAGGGAAGGGGAAAAUCGAAAAGGUUCGAUCAACAGAAGUUGGGUUUGGGAUGAAGGAAGAAUCAUUCCGGCGGGGGAAGUAUUUGGUUUAUGUAGGUGGUGGUGAGAGGUGCAAGAGCAUGUGGCAUUAUAUGUGGAGCUUUGUUUGUAUGUUAGGCGAGGCGGAGUUCUUGAACCGGACUCUGGUUUUUGACACGAGCAUAUGCUUGUCGAAGAUGCACUCGUUAUCUGGGGUGGAUGAGGAGGGGAAGGAUUUCAGAUUCUACUUUGAUAUGGAGCAUUUGAAGGAAGCAUCCUCUGUGGUUGAUCAAGCUGAGUUCUGGCCGAAUUGGGAGAAGUGGGGCGGAUUGAAGCUCCGUUUAGUGGAGGAUUUUAGGGUUACACCAAUGAGGCUAGCUGAGGCGAAGGAGGGUUUGAUCAUGAGGAAGUUUGGGGCAGUUGAGCCGGAUAACUUCUGGUACCGGGUAUGUGAAGGUGAGGCGGAUGGUGUGAUGAAACGGCCAUGGCAUAAGGUUUCUAAGGCGAGGCCGUUGCUAGAUAUGGCCUCUGUGAUUGCAUCAAGAAUGGGGUGGGAUUAUGACAGUGUUCGCGUUGAGAGAAGGGGGAAGGUCAAGAACAAAAAGAUAUGGCCUAAUCUUGAUCAUGACACUCAUCCAGAAGCUGUGAUGGCUGCUUUGAGAGGGAGAGGGGUGGAGGAUGGGAGGAAGGUCUACGUUGCUACGGAUGAGGGAGAGGCGGUGUUCGUUGAUCCGAUGAAGGAGAGGUACGAGGUUCACUUGCUUGAGGAACACAGAGAUCUGUGGGGUGGGGAUAGCGAUUGGUACUAUGAAACGACGAGGAUGAACAACGGGAGCAAGGUGGAGUUUGAUGGAUACAUGAGGCAGAUGGUUGAUGGAGAAGUGUUCUUGAGAGGGAAGAAGAAGAUUGAGACGUUUAAUGAUCUGACUAGAGAUUGUAGGGAUGGUGUCAACACAUGCUAGUUUGUUUAAAGAUGAAAUUGCUAUGUUAAUGUUUGUAGUCACAGAUACACAAAGUUUUAACUUGAUGGAAAAAAUCAGUAUCAUUUUGGUGCA